Messenger RNA from Eruca vesicaria subsp. sativa (arugula), 1350 nucleotides. The record is from the annotation of a GenBank genome assembly. NCBI's taxonomy places the organism in Eukaryota, Viridiplantae, Streptophyta, Magnoliopsida, Brassicales, Brassicaceae.
AUGCCGUCGCAGAUCCUACCAAUCUCAUCAAAUCUUGUUGUUCCCACUAAACCCUCCACGGAGAUGAUGUUCAAGCCUAUGAUCUACGACUCAACAACAACAACAACAACCACCCUCCUCGAUGAUGACGACCACUCCGUCAAGCCUCUCCUCUCCCGCGCCUCCAGCUUCAACGGUGAAUCAACCGGCUUGCAUCAGAACAGACGUCGACGAUCCAACAGCGAUAACUGUCUCUCUGCCUCCGCCGGCGAUGAUACCAAUCAACAAACUAUCGGUCAGGAGGUUAGCCACGCCGCCGCCGAGACUUUCUUGUUGACUCGUCUCUUCUUCACGCUCCUCACCUAUCUUGGGGUAGGUUAUAGAUGGAUCACGAGGUUUCUUGCUCUUGGUUUCUAUGCUUUUCUUCUUAUGCCUGGAUUCAUUCAAGUCGGAUAUUACUAUUUCUUCUCUCCUCACGUCCGUAGAAGUAUUGUUUACGGUGAUCAACCAAGAAACAGGCUUGACUUGUAUCUACCUAAGAACUCCAACGGUCCUAAACCUGUUGUGGCGUUUGUCACUGGUGGAGCCUGGAUUAUUGGUUAUAAGGCGUGGGGUUCUCUGUUAGGACAACAGUUAUCAGAAAGAGAUAUUAUUGUCGCAUGCAUUGAUUACAGGAAUUUUCCUCAGGGAUCAAUUAGUGACAUGGUCAAAGAUGCUUCUUCUGGUAUCUCAUUUAUUUGUAAUCAUAUCGCUGAGUAUGGUGGUGAUCCGAACCGGAUUUAUCUGAUGGGUCAGUCUGCUGGUGCACAUAUCGCGGCUUGCGUACUGGUAGACCAGGUCGUUAAAGAGUCAGGGGAGGGGGACAGUGUUUCUUGGAGUAGUUCACAGAUAAAUGCUUAUUUUGGUCUCUCUGGAGGGUACAAUCUUUUGAGCCUUGUAGACCACUUCCAUAGCAGGGGAUUGUACCGUUCCAUCUUUUUGAGCAUCAUGGAAGGAGAGGAAUCAUUAAAACAGUUUUCUCCUGAACUAGUAGUGCAAGACCCAAAUCUAAAACACAUUGUUGCUCGUCUCCCACCUAUUAUCCUAUUCCAUGGUACUGCUGACUACUCCAUCCCUUCAGAUGCAAGUAAAUGUUUUGCGGAAACACUCCAGAGGCUUGGAGGGAAAGCAGAAGUGAUCCUUUACGAGGGGAAAACACACACGGACUUGUUUCUUCAGGAUCCAAUGAGAGGUGGAAAGGACGAGAUGUUUGAAGACAUAGUAUCAGUGGUUAUGGGAGACAAUCAAGAAGUGAUUGGUAAAAGCGUAGACAGAAGGCGUCUUGUGCCUGAAUUCAUGUUGAAGUUGGCUCACUGGGUCAGUCCGUUCUAA